Drosophila melanogaster (fruit fly) is the source of this 1585-nucleotide messenger RNA. RefSeq names its product CKII-alpha subunit interactor-1 (gene CkIIalpha-i1). The transcript is spliced from 2 exons. Lineage: Eukaryota; Metazoa; Arthropoda; Insecta; Diptera; Drosophilidae. The coding region runs from base 70 to 1302 and encodes 410 amino acids. The record is from RefSeq and is marked reviewed. Gene Ontology annotation, biological process: regulation of transcription by RNA polymerase II.
UCGAAGAAAUCAUUGAUUACUUGCCUUUUAUUAACUUGGUUUUUGGACCUCCUCGAAAAUAUCAGCAAAAUGACAGAAGCGGAAAUUUGCAAACUAUGCAAGGAUAACCGAGCAAUUGAGAUCGAUCUCGAGAAGCCCAAAUUCAAAUCGGCCAAUAAACUGCUGCAAAGACUUUUCGAUUGGUACAAAAUUGAUGCUGCUAUCCUGGGGGAAAAUUACUGCAUUUGCGAGCCCUGCUUUGGAGAGACUUUGCGCAUAAGCGAAUCCCUGGAGAAGUGGGGCACGGCCCAGGACGAGUUUCACCGGAGGCCCAUCGAAAUAGACGACUCCACUGCAUUUCAGAUCAAGUUGGAGGUGACAUCAAACAAAGAAGAGGUAGAAACGGAAAAGAAUGAUGAGGAGAAUUCUUUCGAUCAGCAUAUCGCGGAGCCAGUGAAGGAAGAUCCAUUGGAAAAAAACGAGCAUAUGGAGAUCGUAGUCGAAGAAUCUUUGAAAACCGCGUCCGUGGAUUUCUUCAGCGUGGGAUUGUCACGCGAUGGCUUGGCAGUCACCAAGUUCUUCAAGGACAAGACCCAAGCCACUCGGAUGCUGUGCACCUGUUGCGGCCAUGUGCUCGAAAUCCUGACCCACAUACGCAUGCAUUCUUGUAAACCCCGCCCGAAUCCGGUCUACUAUUGCCGCGAUUGUGGUUCAGAGUUCCACAAACUACACGAACUACAUGAGCACAUGAAGACGAUGAAACACAACAAGACCAUGUGCGGCGCAAAGGAUUUGGAAUUUCUGUGCCUCAGAUGCAACCAGAUAUUCCCACGCUAUUUCGACGUUAUCCGCCACGAGAACAGCGUUCACAAUGUAUCCGAUUUCAUCUGCGUGGAGUGCAACAUGUCCUUCGCUAACCAAGGAUCCUACAGGAGGCACACGAGGAGCCAUAAAGUCAAAUUCACGCAGCAGCGAUUUUAUGAGUGCCCAUAUAAGGACUGCACCUCAAGUUAUCGAGUGUGGGCGCGCUUAAUGUCGCACAUGAGUUCCCACGGCCUCUUUUCUGGAUUCAAAAGCAAAGUGCCGUCUACCCAACAGGAACGACGUCUUCUGGAGGGCAAGUUUAUGACGCUGGACCCCAUGAAACGGGUUGAACCCGAUCGCCGAAAGUUGCCAUACCGCAAGAAAAGCUUUUACGCUAAGGCAGAUUUCCCGGAAUCCCCGACGAAAUGUACCAACGGAGGAGAGUUCAUCAGCCUGCCCAAGAAAAUUUCCCUGCAGAAGGGAAAAUACAUCAAUCUUUCGGACAAUUCAAGACCUUAGUUACCAACUAGGCUAGCAAAUAAUGGUAAUCUUGAAAACUGAUUAAAUUGUAUAAAUUAAUAUUUCCACUACUGUGUGUAUAUUAUUAAUUCUUAGAUAGCCAAUUUUAGUAUAACUUUUUUGUUAUUAAGAAAUUUACCCCCGCGUUGUAUUCUUUACAAUUGUGAAAAAAGGCGGAUAAAACAUACUUCCGUUUUAUAAUUUCUCUUCGUGGAUAAACGUUGAGAUGAAGUGUUUUUAAACCCAAUAGAAAUAAACAAUCAGUUUUAAAACUUGGUACAUC